Molecule: messenger RNA, 801 nt
Organism: Coniosporium apollinis CBS 100218
Lineage: Eukaryota; Fungi; Ascomycota; Dothideomycetes
Exons: 2
Coding region: 1-801 (266 amino acids)
Source: RefSeq, a predicted model, not a curated record
AUGCCCUUCCUCCAAAUUGCCUACAAACGCAUCCACUACGCCGACCACAAACCCCCCGAUUCAACCCCCACCCGCGAAAUCUUCAUCCUCAUCCACGGCCUCGGCUCCAGCCAAAACUACUACGGCGCCAUUGUCCCCGCGCUCACGGCCCACGGCUUCAGAUGCAUAGCCCUCGAUACCACGGGCGCGGGCCGUAGCCCUUACACGCAGGUCGAGCAGAGCAUCGAGAGCCUGGCGGGGGAUGUGGUGGGAGUGAUGGAGAAGCUGGGGGUGGAGAAGGGGGUCGUUGUGGGACAUAGUAUGGGUGGCAUCAUAGCCGCCCACCUCGCAGCCACCCGCCCCUCCCUCGUCACGGCAGCCGUCCUCAUCGGCCCCGUCUAUCCUUCCUCCGCCGUCGCAGACGUCUUCUCAAAGCGCAUCGCCCUCGUUGAGAAAGAGGGCAUGGAAGCAAUGGCAAAUACCAUCCCCUACGCCGCCGUAGGCAAAGCAGCGUCGCCGCUCGUGAAAGCGUUCAUCCGCGAGCUGCUGCUGGGGCAGGAUGCCGCGGGGUAUAUCUCGAACUGCCGCGUUAUUGCUGGCGCGCGGCCGCCGGCGUUUGGGGAUGUAAAGGCGCCGGUGCUGAUAUUGGCGGGGGAGGAGGAUAAGAGCGCGCCGUUGGAGGGGUGUAAAAAGAUGGUUGGGGAGUUGGGGAGUGAGGUUAAGAGGCUGGAGGUGUUGGAGGGCUGUGGACAUUGGCAUUGCUUGGAGAAGUGGGAGGCGGUGGGGGAGAAGAUCGUGGAGUUUUGGGAUCAGAUACAGUAG